This is a messenger RNA of Fomitopsis serialis, 2112 nucleotides long. RefSeq lists its product as uncharacterized. NCBI's taxonomy places the organism in Eukaryota, Fungi, Basidiomycota, Agaricomycetes, Polyporales, Fomitopsidaceae. Bases 1 to 2112 code for a protein of 703 amino acids. The transcript has 15 exons. The record is from RefSeq and is a predicted model, not a curated record.
AUGUGGGUAUGGGUAUGGGUAUGCUCUGAGACACCCAUGGGUACACCCAUGCUAUGCACUACUGUCUACAAAGGAGCAGAAGCAACUCCAGGCGCUGCUCAAGAGACAGUCCGUUCAGAAGCAGGACAAGGAAGAGGAACGUCAGGCUGGGCGGCGACUAUGACUCGCGAGGAAGUUCAAGGAUCAGACGCUGAAGGUGAGGAGCCGUCCCGUAAGAAAGCAAGACACACUACGGAUUCCGAUGGUGAGGGCGGUGGCGACGCGGGUUCCAAUGGCGAGGGCGGGGGUGAUGAAGGAAGCGAGCCAGACGGUGGUAGCGAGCGGGACAUACGAAUGGAGAGCCCUUCUCCCCCUGCUCGGCCUAAACCAAAGCCAGCUUACGGGCGGUACAAGAAGGCCAAGCAGGACUCAGGGAAGGGAAACACAUUGUUGACUGAGGCGGAGCAGCGUAUCGCACAGACUCUCAGCGCGAAGGGCAAGGCUAAAGGCAAGCCUCCAUCCAAGAAGUCGGUGGUAGUCGAGAGCCCGCGGGAGGUUUCUGAAGAGGAACAUGCGACGAGGCGAGGGGAGAUGGACAAGCAGAGCGAGAAGAGGAAGGAUGUGCGUGGCGGGAAGAAGGCCUACGUGGAGAUCAGGGUAGACAAGUCCCCGUCACAGAAAAAGAAGGCAGCAAAGAGCAAGAUGGUCGUCUCCAGUUCGGACGAAGACCAAGACGACGAUAAGGUCAAUGAGCUCGAAUCUUCGGACAAUGACAGGAGCUCCAGGAUCCGGAUGAAGGGCACGGGCAGUGACGACUCGGACGACCCAGAUCAUGCGUCCGACUCAGACGAUGUCAUGGAGAUUGCUCAGAAGGGAGCAAAGAAGAAGCCCAGAGGCAAGGGCUCAGUAGUGGUUCAUGUGCGCAUCAGGUCCUCAGACCUGCCCAUCUAUGUCCGUCCCAUUGUUGCCGCUGCUCAGAGCUUCCUCCGCCUUCGUCUCACACUCGAGAUGGCAUGGACCAGCUACAAAGCCGCGCCCAGUUCCCGGCUGCAGGACAACAUGGGCCUCGUUGUCCUCGCCCUGAAGGACGCUUGUGAUAUGUGUGACAAGGACGGUAAAAGGGUGAAGACUAUGAGGACCGCAUACACCGAUCUGAAGGAAGCGAAGGGAAAGGAGGGAGACAUUACGAGGAGAAAUGUACACACAGUGAUCUGGAAUGUGGCGGCUCAGUUCCGGAACGAGGUAAAGAAGAAAGGCAAGAGCGUGGUAGAACACUCGUACGGGCUGAGCAACCUGACGGUCACGCAACGUGUAUUGCUCCCCCAGUGGCUCCUCAAAACUCACCCAAUGAAGGUCAAAGGCAGCAAGCGUGAGAUCCCGAACUUUGUGUUCGGUGACAUGAAGAUUGCCUGGAACACCAAGGAUAAACUGGACAAAGAGGGUGCCAGCAUGGCCGUUGACCACUUCAGCGAGGUCACAGAUAACCUCAUUGCAUUGGUCUGCAACUCAAUCGAAGCAGCAUUGAGCGAGAUAGCGUUCGGGAACCCCGUUGCGUUCACGAACAAGCAUUUCGCACCGAAGUGGGACGAUCUCAUGUCCAUCCUCGAAGCUACGAAGAGAAAUGCGCCUGACUACUACGCUGACAUGAAGAAGCAGUUGUGGAGGCGCGUCAGUGCCCGAAUUGAGGGCGAUGAUCAGGAAGAUUCCGACCAGGACGACAGUGAGGACUUCGUGAAGUGGAACAAGCUUCAGGACAUGGUGCUCGACGCACCCACCACCCAGUCAUCGUCUAACGCAGGCCGGGUGUCCUCGAGUACUGCCGCCAAGCCCUCGUCUAGUGGCAAGCCUACGUCGUCCGGUACUACGAAGCCCUCCUCUAGCGGCAAACUGUCGUCGUCAAAAGGGAGAACUAAUGAGACACAGUCGCGUACGGAUGCCGAUGCUCCAGCGUCAUCCUCGAGCAAGAGGGCCCGCGAUGAUGAGGAAGAAGUCGAUGCAGAUGAACUUGAACGUGAGGUCCUUGGAGGUGAAAGUGUUUGCAGAGACGUUACCAUGCGGUCGAUUUGGGUAGGCUGUUCCGGUUUGUCGGGUGUGCCCUGGUUAAGCUGUAACACCUACGACAUUCUCAAUUAG